Styela clava is the source of this 1874-nucleotide messenger RNA. RefSeq names its product SURP and G-patch domain-containing protein 1-like. NCBI's taxonomy places the organism in Eukaryota, Metazoa, Chordata, Ascidiacea, Stolidobranchia, Styelidae. Gene Ontology annotation, cellular component: nucleoplasm. The record is from RefSeq and is a predicted model, not a curated record. Gene Ontology annotation, molecular function: RNA binding.
CUUUUUAUAAUACGGGAACGAUAUAGUUUACUACAAAUUUCCUGGCGUAAUGGCGGAUGAAAUUGAAGCCAAAGCUGUGGUGAAGUCUGAAAAAACUGAAGAUUUAUUUCAAAAUGAUGGAAAUUUCUUGCAAAACUAUCUUAAUUCACAGAAAAACGAAAAGAAACCUGAUGUUUCAAAUAUCAAACAAGAACCGAAACAUGAAACCAAAAAGAUAGUUGGGCCACCGAUCAAAAAAUCUAGGUUCACAAGCAUGUUCAAUCAAAUGAAACGAACUAAAGCUGCAGCAUCUCUGACAAAUAAAAAGUCUUCCACAUGUUUCCAUAAUGAUGAUAGCAGCAGUGGAGAGGAUGAAAAAGACUCCAAGAUUGCUAAAAAGACUUUCACAAACACUACUUCAUUGCUUCGGGGAGUUCAGUCAAUGCCGUCACAGCAAAUGAAACCGGCAGUAAAUUCGAAACCACAAGGUAGUGGUGCUUCUACACAACAAAAAGUAAAGAAAAAGAAGAGUCGUUGGGGCGAAAAAGUUGAUUUAGCACAAGUUGCACCACCAGGAAUAGCUAAUCUACCUGGAAUGCCGACUGUAACAAUUCCAACCAUGGCACCACAGUUAGGUGUGCCCCAAAAUUAUCGACCUGCUGGUCUUGUGGGUUGUUCAGAACUUUCAGAUGAUCAGCGAAAACAGCUGGAUGAGCAGCGUGAAAUGCAAGCUAUGUAUAACCUUAUUAUGGCUAGUAGAAAUGCGCAAGCAAAUGCUGCAGCUGCCACACAGCUUAGUCAAAAAAAGAACAAGCAUGCAUAUGACAGUGACGAAGAGAUUGACGAAGAUUUAGGCACAUGGGAACAUCAAAACAGAAGAUUAGAAAUGCAAAAAACAAAAGAACUUGCUGAAAAAUUAACAGAUGAAGCAGAAAGUAAACAUUUCAUUGGAGACUUCUUACCGCCUGCAGAACUAGAGCGAUUUAUGGAAACAUUCAAAGCCUUGAAAGAGGGGAGAACGCCGGAUUUUUCGGAUUAUAAGGAAUUCAAAUUACAGUGCGAUAAUAUUGGAUUUAAAAUGCUUGAAAAAAUGGGUUGGAGUGAGGGAGAAGGGCUGGGUAGUACAAAGCAGGGGAUAACAGCCCCUGUAAAUAAAGGACAGACCUCGAUUGAUGGUAGAGGGGUGGGUGUAGAAAGACCAGCGGGUCUGAAUAAAGACGAUGAUGAAUUUUCUGCGUAUAGAAAACGAAUGAUGUUAGCUUAUCGGUUUAGGCCAAACCCAUUAAAUAAUCCCAGAAGACCAUAUUAUUGAACACACAAUAAUUUUAAUAUACUGGUUGGGCCAAAAAAUGUCAUUCACAAUGUAAAAAACAUUUUUUGGUACACCUUGUAUAUUAAAUAAGAUAUGUUUUGAAGUAGGGAUGUGUAACCCAUGUGAAUUCCUGGUUGUUAAACCCUGUCGCAAAAAGUUUCAGAAGAAAGUAGUUUUGAUCUAUGAAAUGUUUGCAAUUGGUUCUGGAUGUACCUGCCACAAAUAGUUUCAGCGCAUUAAGCUCUAGCAUUUCCAACAUUUUAUUUUUGAAAAAUAAUACCAGUUUCCUAACAUUGAAAUUGCUUUAAAGAGAUUUUGUUUAAAAAUAUCACACUUUAUCUUUUUAUGAAUGUACCAGUACAGUCAGUCAUAUUAUUUAAUUUUAUGGGGCAAGCAUAAUAUUCGGAAGAUGUUAGCUGCGAACUAUACAGCCCACGGUGCUGAAUAAAGGUGUCAAACCUCACACAGAGCUAUAUGGCAGAACACGGGUUGCUCAAUGCUUUAAAGCGGCGUUCUUCAAACUUCUUUAUCAUGACCCACUUGGUAAGGCUAAAUUUUUUUUCAACCAUCGGAGAGUAUAAAA